Lytechinus variegatus (green sea urchin) is the source of this 9349-nucleotide messenger RNA. Its product is annotated as tyrosine-protein kinase ZAP-70-like. Gene Ontology annotation, biological process: innate immune response; cell differentiation; protein phosphorylation. The transcript has 24 exons. Bases 913 to 3351 code for a protein of 812 amino acids. Gene Ontology annotation, molecular function: ATP binding; signaling receptor binding; non-membrane spanning protein tyrosine kinase activity. The record is from RefSeq and is a predicted model, not a curated record. Gene Ontology annotation, cellular component: extrinsic component of cytoplasmic side of plasma membrane. NCBI's taxonomy places the organism in Eukaryota, Metazoa, Echinodermata, Echinoidea, Temnopleuroida, Toxopneustidae.
ACAACUUUGCUUCCGCAUAUCGUGACGUGCCGGUCGGUGCAGAACUGGGUUGUUUGUUUCAUCAAAUAUGCCACUUUGUCACCUCUGAACAUACAUAUACGAAAAUCUAUCUUGUUCAUCUUCAUGUUUUACUGAAGGAAGUUGGUUCAUUUGAGAUCUAGGAAUCACCACUUCCAUCACAUGGUGCUACUUCAGGAAUCCUUAACCAAGCAGGAGAGGCUUUGUGAAGUGUAACUCCUAUCAUAGAAACCAGUGUGUGGGACUGAGGCAGCUUUAUUAUGGGGCCAUAGUGAUGUAACAGAUGAAAGGCCUUUCAUGAGCUCCAUUAUGAAAGUUGACGAUACAUCUGCAUCAGGCAUACUUGCUUGUAAUGUGACGGCCUUUACCACUGGGCCAUCCAGGGAUGUGGCAUACCACAGUGUUGCCUUGCCGAGGAAACAGUUAUUGUCCCCCUUUUUUCAGCAACAGCAGAGGAUGGGUUUAAUUUCCUGUUUGUUUGUCCCUGUGGAGCCUACAGAAUGCUGCUCUUGCUUGCCAAGUUUUCUUUCCUUUCACCCUUGCCCACAUACUCUCUCUCUUUCUGUCCCCCCUCCCGUUUACUCUCUCUCUCUCAUUCUAUAUUUAAAUGCGCACACCUAUUUCUGGGACGCAGCGAGCAUCGGGGGCAUCAGGUUCCGGUCUUAGUUUAUAUGUGCCGCUGCAUGUUGACGACUCUCUCUAUCAGCUGGCUAUAACUUGGUCAGUUAGUUCAUGAAGCCAUUCAGGGGUGAUAUCUUGCUGAUGUGUGUAUGCGAGCUGGAGGGGUCUUCAAGAUCUCUGCAUUCCACUUGUAUGCUUUCACUUGAGGAAGUUCUUGCCAAAGCUAUAGACGUGGAAGUUCUCUUGUGGAUGUCUGUUUGACACAGGAUUGUAAUGGAGAUUCAUAACAAGUUGUGUAGCCUUCAGCUAGGUCCAUGCAUCAUGGAACGGACCUCCGUCCUAAAUACAGCAAACCAUCAUCACCAUAAUAGUCACCACCAGCAGCAGCAACACCAGCUUUCCCCAACCCAUCAACUCAACCACCACUACCACCAACAACCGACACAACCCAGCCGCACCAUGCCUGUGGACCCACUCACACGACGCUUCUACCAUGGCAGGAUCACAAGGGAGGAGGCCGAGGCACGGCUGCGCAAUGCUGGCUGCCACCAGGGGAUGUUUCUCCUGCGGGAGUCCCUGGGCCGGGAAGGGAACUAUGCCCUCUCCUUGUGCUAUAAAGAUGAAGUCUACCACUAUGCUAUUGAGAGGCAGUACGAUGGUACAGUAGCCAUUAAGGAUGGUAAGAACUUUGCAGGCCCUAUUGAACUUGUUACAAAUCAUAUGUCGCGAGAGGAUGGACUAUUGUGCCGACUUCAAAGGCCAUGCAACCUUCAGCAUGGUGAAACUCCAAGGGCUUUCAGUGACAUGGAUCAUCAGCAGAUGGAAGGAGCGCUGAUAGCUCUUGCUAAAAGAGAAGGGAUGGCUCCUGAUGUGAUUGAUAAAGCACUCCAUUCUACUCAACGUCCCCAGCUUGAGAGAGCAUUGAAGAAGAUUAUGCAUCAAGAUAAGGCCUGGUUUCACAAAAGACUUUCAAGAGAAGAAGCAGAACAGAGGAUUGUUUCAUCGGGUCUUCAGGAAGGAAAAUUCUUAGUUCGAGAGAGGACAGAAGAGGGGAGUUUUGCCUUGUCGUUGUGCUACAAUAAUUUUGUAUACCAUUACAAGAUUGAUAAAGAUAUCACUGGUCAACUCUCCAUCAAAGAGGGACCCAAAUUUGAUAGCCUUAUUCAGAUGGUUGACCACUACCAGUUGAAAAAAGAUGGUUUAUUAUGCUGCCUUCUCGUCCCCUGUAAUGACACAAACCGAGACACUCCCACUAGGAGACGGCACUCAGGUGCAUGUAAACAGUCAGAAUAUGAACAUGUAGACGAAGAUGAUAACUACAAAAUGUAUUCUGGUAUAGAUGAUGCUGAUCCUUAUUCUGGUAUUGAUGAUGAUGCUGUUCCUUAUUCUGGUAUUGAUGAUGCUGUUCCUUAUGCUGGUAUAGAUGAUGCUGUUCCGUAUGCUGAUGACAAUGAAAUUGAUGACAUUCCACCCCAGAGAGCUGCUGAUAGGAAUCAAAGGCGAAUUGCUUCAGAAGACGGCGGUGGCCCUCCAACACCAGUCAGACCAGCUCUCUCAGUAUCGGUAUCAAGCCCCCCUGGUAUAAGGUCUCAUCUGAACCCCUCUCCUACCCCACCCGACAGGGCCAACUCUACCAACAACAUGAACGAUCUCCACCUUCCACACAUGUCAAGCAGUCACGGCGGUUGGGAUGAACCGGAACAUGAAGGUGAGACAUCGAUCGAGGAGUUUAUACUUGUGGAUGAUCUUCCAUCUGCACGGCCAAGAGAAUACCAUGAUGAUGAUGACAAGAUUUACGGAGUACCCAACGACCAGGAGAAGCUGUAUGACUACCUUGCCAAGACCAAGACUACCAAGAAACUAGACUCGUCCUGUCUAAACCUGGGUGAUAUGUUGGGCAAGGGUAACUUUGGAUCAGUAUUAAAAGGUACCUGCAUGGUCAAUGGUCAGCUGAUACCAGUAGCGGUCAAGACACUCAAACCAAACUUAUUGCAAGAUCACCAAGAGUCUGAGAUCAUGAAAGAGGCAGAACUGAUGGCAGUCUUGGAUCAUCCACACAUAGUUAGGAUGAUAGGUAUAUGUCAUGCUGCUGAGAUGAUGUUAGUACUGGAGCUAGCUGAGCUGGGACCUCUUCAUAGAUACCUCAAAAGACAUCGGGAAAUGAGUACAAGGAAUGUGUUAGAGCUGAUGUACCAGGUUGCACAGGGUAUGUGCUACCUUGAAAGCAGACAGUUUGUCCAUCGUGACCUCGCAGCACGAAACGUUCUUCUCGUUGACGAGACCUUCGCCAAGAUCAGUGAUUUUGGCAUGUCCAAAGCUCUAGGACUUGAUAACCAGUACUACGUGGCGGAAACUGCUGGCAAAUGGCCACUGAAAUGGUAUGCUCUUGAAUGCAUCUAUAAAUUCAAGUUCAGCAGUAAGAGUGAUGUAUGGAGCUAUGGUGUCACGCUAUGGGAGGCUCUGUCCUUCGGCAAGAAACCAUACCCAGGAAUGAGUGGUCAGGAUGUAGUGGAGUACAUCCAGAAUGGAAGCCGAUUAGAUCAACCAGAGAGAUGUCCUGAUGAUGUUUAUCAUCUCAUGUUGAAAUGUUGGGAAGAUGAAGCCAAGGAUCGACCAGGGUUUAGAGAGAUUGAGUCAAGCAUGUCAGAUAUUCUAAAACGCCUGCAGGCAGGGACCUUGAAAAUGAGACCAAGGCAGAUGCCGGUUGCCUAAUGACUCAACUAACACUCCAUGCCUAGCAAAAGGACCUUUAUGAAGAUGGUUGGCAAACACCUGUUCGGACUCUUUGACAUAGAAGUAACAUGGAACGGGCAUGUACAUCAGAUCAGGACUACUAAAUGGGUUUUCCAAUUUGGAGUAUCCUCAAGAAUGGAAGACUGCAUUUCAUCAGGAGAGUUAAACUGUAACUGUGCUUGAGAAACAUCAGACUUUAUUCAUGAGAACAUCUGUGGGCUGUACGAUAUACAUAGGUGUAGUUGAAAGGAUUCAAGCUAUCAUCAAGAACUCCUGGAGUGGAUUGAAUCAUGUAGGACUGAGAGACAUUGUGGUAGGUGUACCUCAGUAGAAGGUCUCCCAACCUUGCAAUGCACUCUGAUGUCUAGUGCCAUCACGAAAGAAUUUAUUUUUUAAUGAACGCACCAUUCCAUCAGAACCAAGCAGACAUAUUUUUGUCUAUUGAUUCUGAUUCAAGGUCUUCUCUCUCUGAUCAAAGACUGAUUUGUUUUUUUUUUAAUGUAGUAGGAGGCUGCGAUAUUAAAACCCACCUGACCAAGUUCACAAUGGAACAGACCUCUUUGAGGUAUUCUUGCAUCAUGAGCUUGAAAUAUCCAAACUUAAUACUUCACCUUUGUUUCAAAGCCAAGGAUUCACCAGUAUAAUGCUGUUGUUUUUUGCAAUAACAUUUAUAAGAACAAGAGGUACUCAUGUGGUGGAAGAGCAAAUAUGAUAAAAGCACUCGGUGAAAGCUAUAAUAAUUGUUCAUGUACUUGUAAAGUGAAUAAUGAAAGAAGAAAUGUAACAUCUUAGCCACCAGAAUAUAUGUACAAAAUAUAUUUAUAUACUGUAUAUAAAUAUCUGCUAUGGAUGGUGAUAAAGUAUGUAAGAGCUUUUCAGACUUGUUCAAAUGUAGAGUAGCUAUAUUAAGAUCUAAAUCUGUGUAGUGUGUUAACAUUGAAGAGAGGGUUGUUUUAUGUUCAUAGGGAAAGGUUAUCUUACAGUAGUACUGUUAAGGGAAAUUUUGAAUAUUUCAUUCCGUUUUGGGGUUUUGAUUUGGGAAGGGGGAUGGGGGAAUGAAAGCCUAUGGUAGUAAGCGUUGCCAAAGUUAUACUGGACUUAAGAAGAUGUCCGGCAUUGGUCCAGUGGUAGACGGACAACUUGAGGCAUCUUGUCAAAAUUUGCGAAGAUCGCUUCCCGAAGAACAGUUGUGUCCUUACGCUAAAACCUGUUUAAUUAGGCAAAGCGAUCUUCAAAUCUACAUAGCAAGGUGGUUUUCUGAAUUUAUCGCUGUCAAGACCGCUUCGACCGUUCUCAUUACACAUUAAACUAGUUUCCACUAAACUAGUUUCCUAGUUUUAGGAUUGUAGGACUUUAUGGCAAGGUGUCUUCAUGUACUCUGGCCUAAAUAUGUCACAUAAAGAUUGUCACCUCUGAUCCAAGUGCUUGACAGUUAUCCACCAUUACUUCUUCCAUUGUGAACAGUAUUUCAUUUGGCCAUUUUUGUACCUAUCAACUUUAAAAGUAUGGAAUUUGGAUAGAGGUUGGAUAUAAGGGCAAUUUUGAUAUGGUUUUAAAUGCCUCAAAUAAUGUAGUGUCUCUAUGCCUUUGUGUUAGUGCCUCAAAUUUCAGGGUGUAAUUUGGUCUAUCUCUAUAUCAACACAAUUUUAAAUACAUUGUCCCUCAAUUAUUCAAUCAACUUCUAAAUGAACUUAAUACAUUUGCAUUAAAAAUCUGAAUAUUAUCAAUCUCAAGAGGCCAGCACUAAAGUAUACCAUUUGUACAAACAUGAGUAUAGUAUUCAAAAUUAAUCCUCAAUAUAUGUCUUGAAUAAUUAUAGGAAGCAUACAUCGAAAACGCCACAUUCCAUAAGAAUGAAUGUCCGUAUUGAAAAUUUGACUUAAUAAUGUUACUCGAUAGUGACUAUUAUGCACCCUGAUUAUUUACCUGGUAGAGUUCAUAUAUUAAUGUAUAUGUUUAAUGUAGUGAUGUAUGUUUAUGAUUAUUCUUUUGUUUUUUAUAUAGUUCUAUUUUAUACAUCAUGUAGAGUUUAUUAUAAAUGCAGUUAACUGUCUUUCAAGUCUGGUGAGUAGUGAGACCAUGUGAUCAAUGAUAUUGAUGAGAAUGGAGGAAAGAAAAUAAAAGAGAACUAUGUUAUUUGGGGGGGGGUCAUCCUGACGGAUUAUGCAGGAAUCGUGAUUAUUCAUGAAUCACACUUAAUCAUGAAUUUUGAGGUGCUUUUUUAUGCUAAACUAUGUUUUUUACUCAAAAUUGCUCGAGCUAAUGUUUGAAAUAUCUUCAAAGUCUCCUGACUUUCUCUCAAUAAUGAUCUUCCUGGCAUUUCUGUAGUAUCAAAAGCAUUUGACUAAGGAACAAAUAAUGUACAAGGUAUAUGUUGAAUGACUAUGUUAUCUAGGGGCAUUUCAUGAGCACAUUUCAUCUGUCAAGCUGUCAGAUCUGGCAAUUUUUCUUACCUUUGAUUGGCUAAAAUUGUGUGACUGUUACUAUGGUAACUGUCAGAUAAUGACAACUUGGCAAUGCUGACUAUCAGUGCUGACACAUUUCUUGAAAUGGUCCUGCAGUAUGCCUUAGAUUGAUGGUUUUAAACCAUGGAUUAUAAUUGUUGCCAGUCCUCCAAGUAUUUAAUGUCCCUGAUAUGUUGUUUGUAUUAUAACAGGUCACGUAAACCUGUUUAGUGUGAACAGUCUAAUUUGAUGUGUGGGAACAAGGUUUUUAUGUCUGUUCAAAGCCAACAGAAAAACCCCAUUGAGUUUUAUUUCCUUUUUGGUGUUCAAAGUAACUAUAUUCCAUGAUGUAACAGGUCCUUUACAUUAUAUGCUUAAGAUGAAAAUAAAGAAAAGCUUGUAGCAAAUUAGCAAGCCUCGUAGAUUGUACAUAUUGAUGUAAGCUGCUAAAUAUGUAAAUAUAUAUAUAAUCUAUGGUACUACAAAGACAUUUGCUAAGUAAAUUGACAAAACAAAUGUGAGAGAAUUUUUAUGAAAGCAUUUGUAAUUAUAUAGUAGAAAUGAAAAUGUAUGCCCGCUUUGAAAAACAUUAAGUUGUGAAAAAGUGAUAUUCUGUUUUUCAUAUUGUUCUCCUUUUAAGGGCCGGGGGGGGGGGGGGGGGGGAACAGUGCAUUUUGUAUUAUUAUCUGCAAUGUUUCAAAUAGGAAUUGUAUUUCAGUCAUCUUGUUCUUAGUAGAUAAAUGUGAUUAUUUUUGUCCAAAGCAAGCCCAGUCUUUUAAACGUACAUGAAUAUUGUUAUAAGAAUGUGCACCAAACAUUUUAAUUUUUGUGUUGUUGCUUCCCAUUAUUUAUCAUAUAGGCCCUAUGCACAAGUCAUGAUUGUCAAUGCAUUUGUCACUGACACUAAAACCCUUCAUUCAUUUGAUAUCACAUAAAAAAAGCACUUGUCAGUAUUAUACCACUUACAUGAUCAGAAGAGUUUGAAUUCUUGUUCUGAUUAAAGGAAAGAAGAUGAUACAAAUAUUAUUUUUGUCUUGUUAAUAUUUUUCCCCUCUUGAUUUUAGCUGAAUAGAUUGAGAUGUGCUCUCCAGUGUUGACUUAUGUAGGCCUACAAGUAUAAAUGAAUCCAUCUCAUAAGAAUGUUGUUACCGUACUAAUAUAUUCUAAUGAUUGGAAUACAAGAGUGGAAUUGUGAAUUUGGAUUUUUUUCUUUAAAAUCCUCUAUUUUUAACAUAUUUUUUUCUUUAGGUAAUGUGGAAAUUAAAUAUGAUGGGGCUCAAAUUAUGUAAUGUCUCUUAAAUAGCAGUCAUAUUUAAUAGACAAGUGCAAUUCAGUCAUUUCCCCCUUUAAGAGCGAAAGUUAAUGCAAUUGAAAAUGCUUUUCAUACCAAUGACAAAGACUUGUUUUGGGGUUACUUUUUUUUCUUGUCAACAGAAGUACUUACAUCCAACAAUAUUCAUUUUAUGGAUAUCAAAAUGAAAUAAAAGAUAGAUAUAUUUAUAUAGUUAUUAAUAUAUGAAGACGUGUGCAUCUUUGUAAAUGUAAGGGAAUUAUUUUCAGAGUUAUUGAAAUGUAAUGUUAUAGAGAGGAAUAGCAUAUUGAAAACAGUGUAGUUGGUAUGUUUUUCUUUGUUACUGUGAGGUAUUUUUUAUUAAAGAUAUUUGUAUGAAUUUUCGCCCUAUUUGUAUAAAAAUUGAAUAAUGUAGUAUUGAUCUACAUGUAUGAGAUCAAAGUUUAUAUAAAUAAUUGUCAGAGUUAGGAAAAAUGAUAUAGAUGAUUUCUCACAUUCAAUGACAUAGGUUAUCAUGUGUCUGUGAUAUGUUGUUAAAAUAAAGCCAGAAAAAAAAAUUGCACCUCAAAAUUAUUUAGUGUUUCAAAAAAAAGUGAAAUAUAAUUAGUGAUCAAAAACACUAUCCUAACUACAUGCCUUAACUAACCUGUGUUAUUAAUCAAUGAUAAUUUUAAGGAUACCUUGAAAGUGUCUGCACAAAUUUGAUUUUUUUUUCUUCUCAAGUGUUUUUCAUCCAUAUGAAUAAUAUUUCAUACAACAUGUAUAAACAUUCAGUAUGUGUUUUUUUUGUAAGACAUUUGCAAUGUUAGCAUAAUCCUUUAAAAAAAUAACAUUGAUUUGGUCAAUGCUGACCACCUUUAUAUGUACACUGUUAGAAAACACAGAAGAUUUUACAGAAGAAAAAAAAAACAGAUUUUACUGAAAGAAGUAACCAAAUCAUUCUGUAAAUUGUUAAAACAGGAGUGAUUUCAUACAGGGCAAAAACAGUUUUAUUACAAUAAAUUUGUAAGGUUACAUAACACCAAAUAUUAAUUUCCUGUAAUUUUAGACAAAUGCAUGUAAUAUUACAUAGUACAGUAAGAUUACAGGUGUUCUUGAGACUAUGUCGCAGGAUUUUUUUUUUAAGUAGAAAUUUCCUAACAGUGUAGGCCUAUAGGAUUUUCCUCUUUUGUGGGAAUUAUCCCAGGGAAUAUCUUGUGCAAGUUAGGCAUAUCCAUAUGUUGAUAUGCUCGAGCAACAUUUUAACUCAAAUAUUAUUUAUCCAUAAUAAGAAAUGCAAUAGAAGAAAUAUUUGUACAAUAAAAUAGAAUGUGCACUGUUAAAUAUCAACUGCAAGCAUUCAUUAAACAUUGAAACUAAUGUAAAAAAAUACACCUAUUAAAGCUACAUAUUAAGCUUCAUUAAGAUUGGAAUUUUCAAGUGUAACAUGUACUUACUAAAACACAAUCAAAUCUUUGUAUGUUCAAGCUGUCAGAUUUAGGUUGCUUUGAAUUACGUGUACACAGCUCACAUUAUAUUCUGUCACGUUUAUUGAUUCAAAUAUGAUUUGUUUCAUGUAACUAGGCGAUCAUCUUCUUUUGAAAACAUCUGUCUUUGUUAGUGGAUUAUCAUAUGAAUUUUGUCGGAGCCAAUAUGUAUGUUGUGUAUAUGAUAUCCAUCAUACAUACUUAAAUGAUGUUACUGCCUUGGAACCAUUGGGUAUUAUGUUCAUAAAUGAAACUUGAAUAAAUGAGAUCCAUGGAAAGUGUACUUUGACAUAAAUACUUUAAUUAUGCAAGUUGUUGUAAUGUGUGAUCACAAGCAGAAUUUUAUUUGUAAACUUAUGUUGAUUUUAUCAAUGCAGGUUUUUUUUUAAAUCAUUUCCAAUGAGGUAAAAGGGUUAAUUUUGAUGAUGCAAAGUAAAAUUAUGUUUGAUGGAAAUCAAGGUCUUUGAAUAAACCAAUCGUAGAACAUUUUACAAUAAAACAUGUCUUACUUGUUUGUUUUAUUGUCCCAAUUUGACGUGCGUACAAGCGUAUAUUUUUUAAUCAUAUUACAAUGUGUUCCUGUGCUAUAAUUUUUCGUGUUUUCUUACAUAUGGAUUUUUAAAAGGUUUCUUACUUAUUUUCACUAUUAUUAAAUGGCAGAAAGAAGCUGCUGAAAACUGCUUAUCUAAUAAAAAAGAGAGCCAAUGGAGUAAAUUAAAGAGUCAAAAGGGGCCUAAGCUUUCGAGCCUAGCAGAAUCUUCAUUGGAGGCAAAAUU